This is a messenger RNA of Paraglomus occultum, 1356 nucleotides long. NCBI's taxonomy places the organism in Eukaryota, Fungi, Glomeromycota, Glomeromycetes, Paraglomerales, Paraglomeraceae. The record is from the annotation of a GenBank genome assembly.
AUGACAGCUACUACUAAUACCUCGCCAAGAGCUGCUUUAGGCGGCUUUUCUGAACAUAACGUUAUUGUUGUAUUGGGAGCUCAGUGGGGAGAUGAGGGAAAGGGAAAGUUGGUUGAUAUUCUUGCACAGGAAGCUGAAAUUUGCGCAAGGUUUGCGGGCGGCAAUAAUGCUGGACAUACAAUUGUCGUGAAUGGAAACAAGUAUCACUUUCAUUUGCUUCCUUCCGGAUUGACCAACCCCAAGUGCGUAUCAAUUAUCGGAUCGGGCGUAGUCGUGCAUUUGCCAGCAUUUUUUAAAGAAAUUGAAGCGCUGGAAUCACAAGCUAAUCUGGCUACACCGUCGUCCUUUCCAAAUUCAGGUCUCAAAGUGUCUGACCGCCUCUUUCUCUCGGAUCGCGCUCACUUGGUUUUCGACUUUCAUCAAAUUGUAGAUGGUUUGAAGGAAGUCGAACUGGGAAACUCGUCCAUUGGAACUACGAAAAAAGGCAUAGGUCCUGCUUAUUCAAAUAAAGCAUCGCGUUCGGGCCUGCGAGUGCACCAUUUGUUUAAUAGUGAAGAUUUUGCAAAAAAAUUUAGGACAUUGGUUGAAAAUAGGAGGAAGAGGUACGGGUUUUUUGCGUAUGAUGUAGAUCAAGAAAUUGAACGAUACAAGAACUUUGCAGAACGCCUAAAACCCCAUGUUAUCGACACUGUGACAUUUAUGCAUCGUGCCUUGGCUUCUCAGAAACGUAUUCUUAUUGAAGGAGCCAAUGCAUUGAUGCUUGAUCUCGAUUUUGGCACAUAUCCCUUUGUUACCUCAUCCUCUACAACCGUUGGUGGUGUGUUAACUGGUCUUGGCAUUCCUCCGCAAAGUAUCGGGAAGACUAUAGGUGUUGUAAAAGCCUAUACAACCCGCGUUGGCGGGGGGCCGUUCCCUACAGAACUGGACGACAAGAUUGGGGAGCACCUUCAGCAAGUUGGAAGGGAAUGGGGUGUUACAACAGGUAGAAAGAGAAGAUGUGGAUGGUUGGAUUUGGUUAUGAUGAAGUACUCAGCCAUGAUUAAUGGAUAUAAUAGCUUGAACCUGACAAAGUUGGACAUAUUGAGCGGAUUGAAGGAAGUUAAAAUUGCUGUUGAAUAUAAAGUCGAUGGAGUUCCAUUGGAGAGCUUUCCCGCUGACUUGGGUGUGCUCUCGCAGGUAACCGUAAUAUAUGAGACCCUCCCCGGUUGGUCAGAAGACAUUUCCGAAUGUCGAUCAUUUGAUGACCUUCCCCUCAACGCACGCAAUUAUGUUAAUCUCGUCGAAACGCGUUUGAAUGUCCCCGUUGAGUGGAUUGGUGUCGGUCCGGGAAGAGAUGACAUGAUUGUUAGGAAAUAA